CCGGCCGCGGUCGUGACCUGUGCGCCAUGCUGGUGAUGGAGGAGAUCGCGCCCGAAGGAGGGGUGCGGGGGGAGGUCGUAGCCCACCCGGCGCUGGGCCAGGCGGCACGGCCGCCGCCCUCGUGUCGUCGACGCCUCUUCGCGGCGACGUGCCCAGACUCCGACAGCCGACUGCUGCGGGAUGAGCUGCAGGCCAUCUACGAGCGCCAGCGGCUGCGCUGGAACUUUGACUUUGAGCGGGAGGAGCCGCUGCCGGGCCGCUAUCAGUGGGAGUACGUGGGCGGCGACCGGCAGCGGGCAUUCCCGACAGGACGGAAGGCCGGCAGAGGGCCAGUCAGUGACCUGACCCCCGCCGCUGCCGACCAGACCUCUCCAGCCGCUGACCUCGCCUCGUCGGCUGCUUCUCCGUCCGCCGUGGCCGAUCUGACCUCUCCCGCUGUCGACGUCACCUGUCCGGUCGCUGACCUGUCCUCCCCGGCUGCUGACCUUCCCUGUCCGGCCGCAGACCGGACCUCUCCGGCUGCUGACGUCACCUGUCCGGCUGCUGGCCUGACCUCUCCAGCUGCUGGCCGGCGCCACCCACCAGCUGAUGCACCGGCUUCAGAUAGGACGCUGCGUCAGCAACACAUCACAGAUUGUCUGAGGACCAGGAGGCAGCGUCAGGCGGGGUCACCGCAGCCGGCUCCAUCUGACAAGAGAGCCACGUCUGAGACCCCACUGCCGACGAAGAAGCAGUGUUUCGAGGUCCCCGCGAGUGCUAACGGGGCUGAGGAGCCUCAGUAGCGUGCGCAGGCGGCGGACAGCGGCCUGGUUCCGGGAGGGUUGCGUGGACCCCAGGACCACGGCGCCAUGGCGGUCUGCUGAGGUCUGCGGGACCGCCGGCAUCUGUGACGUCACUGGUGUUGGACAGCCUGCGUCCUCCGGCUGAUGAGUGGGACGUCGCUGGCGAGCGUCAGUCCAGCUAGACGCCGGGAAGCUCCCGUGUGUUGCGUCUCUCGGCACCGGACAGUGUUGUUGGUUGGGUGGGUCGGUGCGAGCUUCAGGGCGUAUCGCUGCCCCCAGAGUCCGGGUCACCAUUAUCCCACCCGCUGCUGGGCGGGUUUCUCCGGCUCCGAACUGUGCGGAGGUGGCGACGAGAGUCUUGGUCUGACGCAUACUGUCCAUCGCCAGAGACCCGCUUCAAGCUGGUGAAUAGUGACACUGCUGGACGAAAACACCGGCGUGGAGUGGUGAUUGGUGCAUGCCCUUGGACAGUGCAAGGAGUACAGAGAAACGUGCGAAAUUGUACUAUGCGGCCCAUUGCUCUUAAGCCCUUGUGUGUACGCUGUGGUUUUUCGUAUUCAGCACGCAGAUAAACGCGCAGCACUUUUGAUUGUGAUAAUGAGACUAUGGCUUCCCAAAACAGCAUUAAUACACCGCAGGGUCAUGCGUAUCAUCAAACUAGCAAUUAUAUUGGUAUCGGUGGUUUGUCGGUUUCCGUGUACGAUUGUCUAGUCGACUGAUCUCAUGUGCGAGCGCUGCGAUUUAUUUACUUGUUGUGAAUGUUGUGGUUUGAUUGUUGCGACAUAAUUAUAUUCCUGGAAAUAUUUAAGAUAUGUUUAUGUAAUGCGCUGUACGCUCAUUUAUGGCAGAUACUCUGUUAUUAUGCAAGGACUUGUCUGAGUGGCUGCAUGGGGCGUUGUAUUGGCGAAUCCUCUGUUUCUUUAUGAACACGUGCGUUUACCGACUGCAGCUGAUACAUGACAUUUUCCAAGCACUGUUAACGCGUUUGGUUAU
Pollicipes pollicipes is the source of this 1775-nucleotide messenger RNA. Its product is annotated as cyclin-dependent kinase inhibitor 1B. Gene Ontology annotation, biological process: regulation of cell cycle. The record is from RefSeq and is a predicted model, not a curated record. Gene Ontology annotation, cellular component: nucleus. Gene Ontology annotation, molecular function: cyclin-dependent protein serine/threonine kinase inhibitor activity. The transcript is spliced from 2 exons. NCBI's taxonomy places the organism in Eukaryota, Metazoa, Arthropoda, Thecostraca, Pollicipedomorpha, Pollicipedidae. The coding region runs from base 27 to 782 and encodes 251 amino acids.